This is a messenger RNA of Lachancea meyersii CBS 8951, 261 nucleotides long. Lineage: Eukaryota; Fungi; Ascomycota; Saccharomycetes; Saccharomycetales; Saccharomycetaceae. The record is from the annotation of a GenBank genome assembly.
AUGCCACAGAAAGCUCUUAAAGUCACGAAGCAGCCCAAAGAUGUUAGGAGAAUCACAAAAAAACAGAAGAAUCUGCGCAAGGCUGCUCCGCUGCAAAUCAAGUCCAAGAAGAGAUCGCUGUCACACCUGAAAAAGUUGAACAAGUUCUCGUCGUUGACAGAGUCCACCGAAAAGCUGAUAGCCAGUAGAGUGGGACAUCUGGAGCUUUUAAAGGGGACAAGGAAAGAAGUGGAGAAACAGAAGAAAAAAGACACCAAAUAA